Amoebophrya sp. A25 is the source of this 598-nucleotide messenger RNA. NCBI's taxonomy places the organism in Eukaryota, Dinophyceae, Syndiniales, Amoebophryaceae. The record is from the annotation of a GenBank genome assembly.
AUGCUAGAUUUGAGUAAGCCUGUAUUACGUCUGGACUUGGCACUGAGACCGGGGCCCUUCUUGUUAAGGCUCCUCCCUGUAGAUGAUUCUUGUGAUUCACCUUGCGUCAUCGACGCAUGAUCCCGGAAAUACUUAGAGGAUCGUAGCUCUAAUUUUGCGUCGGAGGAUGCCGAACUUGCCUAAAAGCGUUGUCAGAGAGUUGAAUACAGUAGUAAGACGAGACUCCAGAUUGGACGGACCGACAGUUAAGGCUUUCUACAACUAUUAUGUGUAUAUACUUACUGUAGAUAAAGUAUAUACUUACUGUAUAUACUUAAGUUACAUCGAUCAUACUAAUGAUGGGGAAGUCCUCUGAGUCAGAGUCUGAGCAUAUGAAUAACGAAAUAACUGGUCCUCGUUACUCUUCUCUCGUCUUGGGCUAUUAUAAAAAUAUCUGUAAGCUUCAAGAACCAAAAAUAUCAUCAAUAUAGAGCAAAAGUCCUCUCAACGUGAACGUCGACAACAUCGUUCAUGCACAACGAAAAUCGAAAUUUCUCAGCUCCUCUAAAAUAUGCGAAUUCGACUGGCGUCGAUUUGAAAUCCACUUCAAGAAGCUGAG